Messenger RNA from Coregonus clupeaformis (lake whitefish), 6050 nucleotides. RefSeq names its product myotubularin-related protein 14. NCBI's taxonomy places the organism in Eukaryota, Metazoa, Chordata, Actinopteri, Salmoniformes, Salmonidae. The coding region runs from base 777 to 2759 and encodes 660 amino acids. Gene Ontology annotation, molecular function: phosphatidylinositol-3-phosphate phosphatase activity. The record is from RefSeq and is a predicted model, not a curated record. The transcript is spliced from 19 exons. Gene Ontology annotation, biological process: dephosphorylation.
GGAAGUGGGUUGUAGACGUUUCAAGGGGCGAUGCUGGUCACGUGCUGGUUUCAACUUCCUGUUUACCACUUGUUCCUUGAGACAGUUCACGGAUUGCGACACUUCAACAGUCGUGUGAUUUUUUAUCAAGAACAAUAAAUACGCUUUUGAAUCCCUGCUGCUACGGAAUUAAUCGUUUUGGAACGGUUCAUAUUUUUUUGUCAUUACUGGGGAAGAGGAGAGGAAAUGAAUAAAUGACAUUGAGGAAACGUGACUAGGCCAGGAGUCCUCGAGAUUUCCUGAGUCAGGCGCCUGGAGUUCACGUUCGGAGCAUUCCUCUGUCAACAAAUGGCUCAAUACCAAACAUACGAGUGAUGAGGGCAUUGACUAAAAAUCAGUCAGUUGGGUGAUUGUCUGCAUUACAUUUUCUAGGCAAAACGUUUAGUAAUGUGUUGGAUUUAACUUUAAGUGUGUAUACUUCCUAAAAUUAUUUAACUAUCUACUAUAGCUAGCCAACCAAAUCCACCACCACUAGCUUAGCCACGUAAACUAAAUUACAGCCUGCUUGCCUGGCAAGUUUUACCUGGAAGGGAUAGCUAGCCAUCAUUGUUUGUAGAGGGUAAUAGCCCGGCGGUGCCCUGAAUUCGGGGAGAAUACCCGGCUCCGUCCCUUUCAAGCGGGCAGUCAGGAAGAAACUGUCUGGGAAGGGAUGGCCUGGUGGGUCAUCCUGUUCCCAAGGUGCUGCGGUGUUUGAGGGCGGACGAGUUCGGAUAGAACCCACGGUGGGUCGCGGCACGAUGAUGGCUGCAUUCCCUUCCGUGUCUGGGAGCAUCACGGCCUCCGGGCUAAUGUUAUCAGGCAGAAAGAGUGAGGAAAUAGCGGAUUUGAUAGAUUUGUUUUCGAAGACACAGUACAGAGCGAAAGAAGUCACGCCACGGGUCGCGACGAUAGAGAAGCGUUGCUUGGAGCUCUUUGGCCGAGACUACAAGUACAGCGUCAUCCACAACGCCAACGGGGAGGUGUGUGGCCACUACCCCCGGCAGAUGGUCUUCCUGGAGUAUGAAUGCACCGAACUCCAUAAAGAGGGGUUUGAGAGCACAGUCCAGAUCACCAAGCUGCAGGACCUGGUGAACCGCAGUAAGAUGGCCCGCUGCAGAGGGAGGUUUGUCUGCCCUGUCAUCCUCUACAAUGGCAAACAUAUCUGUCGGUCAUCUACUCUGGCAGGCUGGGGGGAGCUAUACGGGCGCACAGGCUUCAACUACAUCUUCUCAGGGGGGAUUGAUGACACGUGGGGGGCGGAGUCUGAGCCAGAGGUUCCAGAUGACGACAGUGCCAGCAAUGGGGACUCUCAGCUCUUUGACAAGGUGCGGGGUCUGGACAUCAAGCUGCUGCGCUACCUCUCUGUGCGCUACAUCUGUGACCUCAUGGUGGAGAACAAGAAGGUCAAGUUUGGCCUAAAUGUCACCUCGUCUGAGAAGGUGGAUAAGGCCCAACGAUAUGCAGACUUCACCCUGCUCUCUGUGCCUUACCCAGGGUGUGAGUUCUUUAAGGACUACAAAGAUAGAGACUACACUGCUGAGGGACUAGUAUUCAACUGGAAUCAGGAUUUUGUGGAUGCUCCUUUGACAAUCCCUGUGUGCUUUACCAAGAACUUAAAUAUAGACUGGAGUCAAUAUCAGUCUUGGGACCUGGUCCAGCAGACCCAGAACUACCUGAAGCUGUUGCUUCACAUCAUCAACAGCGACGACGAGAGCGGUCUCCUCGUGCACUGCAUAUCCGGUUGGGACCGGACACCUCUCUUCGUGUCCCUCCUGCGGCUCUCGCUGUGGGCAGACGGUGCCGUCCACGCCAGUCUGGAGCCGGCUGAAAUCCUCUAUCUGACCAUCGCCUACGACUGGUUCCUCUUUGGUCAUAUGCUGCCUGAUCGCCUCAGCAAAGGAGAGGAGAUUUUCUUUUUUUGCUUCAACUUUUUGAAACACAUUGUCUCAGAGAAGUUCUCUGCCAUGAAGAAACAGAGAAGGAAAAACUCUCAUUUCAAAGACACUGAUUUCACAGUGGACGACCUCUGCCAGUUGAAGACCAGGGACCGGGGCAGUGUGACCAGUCUGAGCAGUGACUUCUCUCUGAUCACAGAGGACGCGGGUGGAGCCACCUGCCUCACCAACGAUGCCGUGGACCUGUUUUCCGGUCAGCCCCUGGGAGCCUCCAGCUGGAGGAAGGGGCACACCUCGUCCCCCCAGACGGUGCUGUGGAACCGGCCCAACCCCCUGCAGGAGCGGCUGGCCCACCCCCUCAGUCAAGAGGCCAAGUCCUCCAGCUCUUCCUCCUCCAACCAAUCAGAGCCGGGUUUCACGUGCGCCGGCAGCAGUCCUAUGUCUGUGCCUGGGAGCAGUCCUAUGUCUGUGCCCGGGAGAAGGCUGGGGGCAGAGUACGCCCGCUCAGGCUCUUCCCUCUCCACGGACUACGGCAGCUGGCAGAUCGUGUCGGGCUGUGGCUCCAUCCACGACCACGGACAGUUCCUGCCAAUCCCCGCCACCAUGGCCGCCAACGACUUGCCCCUCCCUUUUAUCUUCCAGGACGAGGGGCCCAGCGGACGCAUGUGCCCGUCCCCCUCAGAGCGUCAGGCUCGUCUGGAGGCAGUGAGGGAGGUAUUCCUGGUUGCCUACAGCUCCACCGUGGGCCUCAAGUCCAGCGCGCCCAGCCCCUCUGGCGCCAUCUCAGGCCUCCUGGAGCAGUUUGCCCGCGGCGUGGGCCUCCGAAGCACCAACAGCAUCGUCUGAUCUAGGAUCAGGUCCCCCAACCCCAAGUGUGAACUCUGGGCCCGUAAUUAUUGUAAUCAUAUAGUGUCUCAGAGUAGGAGUGCUGAUAUAAGAUCCGUUUUUCCUCUUAGAUCAUAUGGACAGGAAGGCCUGAUUCUAGAUCAGCACUCCUACCGUGAGGCUCUUUGUGAAUAAUAACGGUUGAAUUGCGGUCCACAAUCCGCAUUCAUCUCCAUCGGGGGAAGCUACAUCUCGUAUGGACUCUAAUAAAAAUAAAAAGUGCCAAACUCCUCUACUCUAUCCAGGGGCUGAAGCGUCCUUUAUAUUUGUUCGUAAAAAAAUGUUUCCUUCUAUUAUUGUAAAUCUCAAACGUUACAUAGCCUGGAUUUAUUUUGUUCUUUCAUUUCUCUUUUUUUAAAAUGUUUUAUUCAUGCCGUUCGAACUUUAUCUCUGAAGUUAUUCAUUUUUUAGUUUGCCACACAUUUUUGUUGAUUCAGGGAGUGUCUCGGGGGGGAUAGCAAUGUCAGCCACCUGGGAGAGAGAGACAGGGAGGAGAGGGGGGGUAGAGAAGGGAGGGUGAGAGGGGCGGGGGUGGGUAGAAUAAGGGAAAGCCAUUGUACUUAAACAUGUGCAGCAUUUUUCUUAGAGUUUGGUGCUAUGAGUGUGGUCAGAGUAAAAUUGACUUGUUACAUGCAGAGCAUUCAAAGCAUAUAAUGUGGAGUUCUUCCUCUUCUGUUUUUCAAAUAAUUAUUUGGGAUUUAAUGUGCUGAUCGUCCUAAAUCGAGGACGCCACACUCUUUUCUUCAGUGACCGAACACUCAAAAAAGCUGCUAUUCAGUGCUGAAUCAAAAGGAAGCGUUGUAGUGGAUACUGUGGUUGUCAUACAAACAGCACUAGCUAAGUGUGUCAGGGCAAUAGAAACAUGCUGUUUCUUUUUAUAACCAAAUGUGGCAUAGGAAAGUCAAAUAUCAAGCUGGAUGUAGCUUAAUUUUGUUGAAUUUAAUAUAUCAGCCUAUUUUUGAAUUGGUUACUCAUUUUUAAUAAUUGGACUUGUGGUCAGUUAAGUCACUUUUAUGUGUAGACUUUUAAGCAAAGAAAUGUUGCAUUGUCACCCUACAAAUCAUUUUCAUACUGUCUUCAGUAUGGCUAUGUGCACAUACACACCAUCAUUAGACUGGUCCCAGACCUGUUUGUGCUGUCAUGCCGACGUCUACGGUUGUGACGUGAACAGAUCCAGGCUACACCAUCAUUAGACUGGUCCCAGACCUGUUUGUGCUCUCAUGCCGACGUCUACGUUUGUGACGUGAACAGAUCCAGGCUACACCAUCAUUACCUGGGCUGCAGACCACACACCAGAAGCCAGUCCUAUUACUGGGCUGUGUUGAAAGCCUUUGAAGUUCUUUAAAAGUCCUUCACAAGGUUUAGAUUUGAGCCCACUUCUGACAGCUAUUCAUAUGGUCAGUCACUUCAUCUCUCAACUUUUGUCUCUCAGUUGUGCAACAUGACGGCUCCGAGCCACACUGCUGUCAGCCUUUAUCGUUUUAUGUACAUUUGUGGCUGCGUUCCAGGGCGACUACAUUGCAGUCGCCUCGCGACACCUGGAUAGGUGUUAAUCGUAUCAACUUACUGCAUCAGAUAAUCUAGCAAUCUGAAACCUGACUGCAGUCAAAGACAUGGCACAGAACCAUUGGUUGAUGCGAGCAGCAUGACUGCAAUGUAGUCAGCCUGGAACAUGACCUCUCUCUUGGUGACUUAAGCUGGCUUCACGUGCUCGUGGGAAGUCGUAAGUCCGGCAUGAGUUUGUUCAAGUGCUUUUAAAGUCGGAACAAUUAUUCAACCAUUAAGAUUUCAGCUAGCUUGAUGAGCUAGCUAAGGGUGGAUUUACAUAAGUAAACUAUGUCUAGUGAGAUCUGUCUUUAACAUCAGAUGUGCAACUUUUCUGUUUACACUACCUUGAAUGUGGUGUGGCCAAAGCCACAUUCCUGCUUCAUGUGUGAGUUCAGCUAUUAACAUACCGUAAAUACCUAUAGUUUAUAGAUCAACAGGUUUAUAGACAGAAAGGUUAGCAAUUCAAACUUUACAGGAGCUUCUCAUCUAAAACAUAUUGCACAUAGUGUUGCUAAGGAGGUAGUGAGGGAGACAUGUUAGAGAUAUUUGAAUCUACAUCCGUCUCUUUACAUUACACAAGUAUCUCUUCUGGACCCAUCUCUUUCUGUUGUGAAAGUAGUGUAGUGUAAAGAGGCCCUAACAUUGCUAAUAAUAAAGUUAGCUAGCUUGCUUAACAUUGACAAUAUUGUCAAACUAGCUACAUUAUCCACAUUGACAAGGUUGUAAUAGUCAAAAACGGAUUUGUUGCCAUCUUUUGGUUGAAAAGGUAAAAGCUCAGUCCGUGGUGAAGCGGCACAACUCCGGUAACAACAUUUUCUCAGUUUCCCUAUUUGUAAUUCCGAUUUGGAGGGUCUUUCAAGUGAAAUUUCCAACUGGGUUCUAGACGCUUCCGAUAACUCUGAUAGCACGUGAAGGCUGCAUUAAUGGCCUAGUAAAAGCUAUCUUGCUGCAUGAGCCAGUUGACUUGGGGCUUACUUUGGAUCAGUUCGCUGCCACUGAACAGUGAUCUCUCCCUAUCUAUCCUAUCCUCUCUCUACUAUCUCAGUUAUCACUUCUUCUUUGAGAUCCGAAACAAGCCUUUUAGAUCAGGAAGAUGAGACUGGCCACGUUACAGGCCAACUACAUUGCUGUUGCCUGCCAGAUCACACAACGCCUGGAUAGGUGUUUAACAAACCUAACCACAUCAUAUGAUGAAGUAAAUUUGAUGCCCGACUGCUAAAUCGAUGACGUGGCACGCACCCAUUGGUUGCUGCAUGACUGCAAUGUAGUCGGCCUGGAAAGUGACCAUUAGGGAGGUAGCAAUUAUGUGGGCCAAUGGCAGUGUUGUGGCGUCAUUGCGUUGAGAGAGAAUAGUUUAAUGCCUCGAUCACGUCAUCGGAGAUUCUGAAAUGUACGACUUGCUGACUGGUAGAAAGAUGGUACCCUAGUUUCCCACUUGGGAAGGAUCAGAAUCAACCAAUAAGAAGCUCUACGCAAAUAAUUUGCAUUCAUUUUAACUCGAAGGUCCCGAGUUUCCGACAAGAGCUGAACCCGGUAUUAGCCAGCACUUACUGGGAUUUUUUUUAGCUUGAUUGCGACGCCAAAUGGUUUCGACGGCUGCAGUACAGUACUGUGCCUCAGGACCUUUUGUUGUGCCUUUUCACCGGGAGCAGUGGAAGAGAUUCUUAUACGGCUUGAGUUGUUAAAAAAAAAAAAAAAAAAAUU